Molecule: messenger RNA, 351 nt
Organism: Spirometra erinaceieuropaei
Lineage: Eukaryota; Metazoa; Platyhelminthes; Cestoda; Diphyllobothriidea; Diphyllobothriidae
Source: the annotation of a GenBank genome assembly
AUGCCGAGCUCAGCCUGCAUCCCGUCACCCAGCGUACACUCUGCCGCCGCCGCCGCCGCCGCCACCACCACCACCAUCACCACCACCACCACCACCACCACCACCACCACCACCACCACCACAGAAACCGACUCUGACACUCCUGAUCAGUUCUGUCUACACUGUCCCUGUGCAUUCACCCCACAAAUCGGCCUGGUCAGUCGCUUGCGAAUCCAUCGCACAGAGACGGGCGAACCAGUGCCUGGGGCACUAACAAACACUCGCCGUAUCCGCCUCAUCAGCCUUCACUGCCCCUGCACAUUCAGCCGCCACCUACUAGGUCGCAUGCGCAUUCACGAAAACCUGCUGUAG